AUGCGUGCCUUUUUUGAACAUCUUUCAUUUCUCACUCCCCGUUCCUCUUUAUUUCCAUCGCUCUCCUCUCUCUCUCUCUCUCUCUCUCUCUCUCUCUAUCUCUCUCUCUCUCUCUAUCUAUCUAUCUAUCUAUCUGCACGCUCAUCUCGGUUUCCCUAUUUACGUAAUCAUUAUCCUUCUCUCUCACUAUCUCUGUAUCUCCUUCCCUUUUCUUGUCAUCUCUGUAUCUACCUCCCUACUUUAAUACCUAUUUUCUCUCUUUCUUUCUCCCCCACUCGCCCUCUCUCUUUUCUCUUUACAUCUCUGCAUCUUUCUCGCUUCCACCCUCUCUCAUCAUCUCUGCGUCUCCCUUUUUGCUUAUCCCCACUCCUUCUCUCAAUCCCCUUCACUUUUUUCUCACAUCACCCACCCAACAUGGAAUUUUUCCCUUCUCCUUUCUUUCGUAUAUUUCUUCUUUUUUUUCUACUGCUUAUUUUGUACAUUGUUUUAUUUUAUUUUUCUCUACCCUUUCUUAAUUCAUGGCAAUUUUUAUUCUCUUUUUCUGCAUCUAUCUCUUUUAUUUUCUCCCACUUAUCUGUUCAUAUCUAUCUAUCUAUCUAUCUAUCUCAGUCUGUUUCUUUCUUUCUAUCUAUCUAUAUCACACUGUUAGAAUCUAUGUUCCUGUCUAUCUUCAUAAUUCUGCACAGAUCUGUAGAUUUACCUUCAUAUCUUCCUUCCAUCGACAUAAGCAUUUUAAUCAAUAAAACUCUCUCUCUCUCUCUCUCUCUCUCUCUCUCUCUCUCGUAG
Messenger RNA from Acanthosepion pharaonis, 786 nucleotides. NCBI's taxonomy places the organism in Eukaryota, Metazoa, Mollusca, Cephalopoda, Sepiida, Sepiidae. The record is from the annotation of a GenBank genome assembly.